Messenger RNA from Cucurbita moschata (crookneck pumpkin), 922 nucleotides. Its product is annotated as probable carbohydrate esterase At4g34215. The coding region runs from base 1 to 759 and encodes 252 amino acids. The record is from RefSeq and is a predicted model, not a curated record. The transcript is spliced from 2 exons. Lineage: Eukaryota; Viridiplantae; Streptophyta; Magnoliopsida; Cucurbitales; Cucurbitaceae.
AUGGCUGGUCGAGGUGGGGUAGAGAACAAUACAGAGGGGAUUCUUGUGUGGGAUGGGAAAGUCCCAUUAGAUUGUCAAUCCGACCCAUCCAUCCUACGGUUGAACCCUGAGCGCCAGUGGGAGAUAGCACAUGAACCUCUCCAUUUGGGGAUUGACAUCGGCAAAACUCCAGGGAUUGGUCCAGGAAUAGCAUUUGCUCACGAGUUCAUAGCUAAAGCUGGAAAAAAGGCAGGCGUCGUGGGUUUAGUUCCUUGUGCUAGAGGUGGCACUUUAAUUGAACAAUGGAGUAAAAACCCUAGCAAUACUAGUGCAACUUUUUACCAAAAUUUCAUUGAACGAAUUAAAACAUCAGAAAAAGAAGGUGGGGUUGUGCGUGCUUUGUUUUGGUAUCAAGGAGAGAGCGAUGCGGCUAUGAGUGACACUGCUCAUAGAUACAAAGACAACUUAAAGAAGUUCAUCACCGACAUCCGCAAUGAUAUAAAGCCUAGAUUUUUACCUGUCAUUAUUGUUAAGAUAUCCAUGUAUGACUUUUUUAUGAAGCACGAUACUCAUGAUUUGCCAGCAGUGAGAGCAGCUGAAGAUGCAGUCCAAAAAGAGCUUCCAGACAUCAUUACUAUCGACUCUUGGGAGUUGCCUAUAAACUUUACCACAUAUGAAGGCUUUAGCUGGGAUCAUGGUCAUUUUAAUAGUGCAACUGAGAUUGCUUUGGGUAAAUGGUUGGCUGAUACCUAUCUCUCCCACUAUGGUCAUUUACUUUGAUCCUAUUAUGUGUCAUUCUUUAAUCCCUAUUGAUUGAUUUGAUACCCAUCUCUCCCACUAUGGUCAUUUACUUUGAUCCUAUUAUGUGUUAUUCUUUAAUCCCUAUUGAUUGAUAUGUUAUUCUAUCUCAAUAAAAUCCUUUAAAUCACAUCUUUGUUGAGCU